CAGGGAGGGGUCGGCAUGGCCUCCUGCUUCGAGCUGAGCCCGCGAACGGACGGGAGCCGGGUGUCCAAAGGGUGGAGGUGUCACAGGGGCGGGGUCAGCGAUGUGGGCUCCGGGUUCUGCCGCACAGCCAUCCCCCGCCGCCGCCGCCGCCGCCCCCCGCUGCACCCGCCCAGGCCUAGACACGACCUUCACAAGGUCACCGCUGCCACCGAUAACCGGCCCGCAAGGCGCAUGGGCGGGGCCCGGUUCCCGACAUGCCUCGGGGCAUGGCGCGCCGGAAGGGGCAGGUCGUCGGGGUGCGGCACAACCAAUAGGCGCGGCCCGCGGGAGGGCGCGGCGGGGCGAGGCGCGGAUGCCGGCAUCCCGCGGGGGCGCGGCUCGCGGGAAGGGGAGGGGCGCAGGCGCACGGCUCAGCCAAUGGGCGCGGCAGGCGGGGGCGAGGGGCGUGGCGUCAGCGCUUUAGCGGCUGCGCGCUGCGCGCCCCGUCCUUUCGGUCCCGGCGGUGACAGGGCUGAGCUAGCGGCGCCCGUCUCCAGCUCUCCGCACCUCCACUGCACUCCGCUGUGCGCCCGCUGCACCGCCCGCCCCCCCACCAUGACGGAGCAGGCCAUCUCCUUCGCCAAGGACUUCCUGGCCGGAGGCAUUGCCGCCGCCAUCUCCAAGACGGCCGUGGCCCCGAUCGAGCGGGUCAAGCUGCUUCUGCAGGUGCAACAUGCCAGCAAGCAGAUCGCGGCGGACAAGCAGUACAAGGGCAUCGUAGACUGCAUCGUGCGCAUCCCCAAGGAGCAGGGCGUGCUGUCCUUCUGGAGGGGCAACCUGGCCAACGUCAUCCGCUACUUCCCCACGCAAGCCCUCAACUUCGCCUUCAAGGAUAAGUACAAGCAGAUCUUCCUGGGGGGCGUGGACAAGCACACGCAGUUCUGGCGGUAUUUUGCUGGCAAUCUGGCCUCUGGUGGGGCGGCGGGAGCCACCUCUCUCUGCUUCGUCUACCCCCUGGAUUUCGCCCGAACCCGCCUGGCGGCGGACGUGGGCAAAUCGGCCACGGAGCGGGAGUUCAAAGGCUUGGGCGACUGCCUGGUCAAGAUCACCAAGUCCGACGGCAUCCGGGGCCUGUACCAGGGCUUCAACGUGUCUGUGCAGGGUAUCAUCAUUUACCGGGCAGCCUACUUCGGCGUGUACGACACGGCCAAAGGCAUGCUCCCCGACCCCAAGAACACCCACAUCGUGGUGAGCUGGAUGAUUGCGCAGACCGUGACCGCUGUGGCCGGCGUCGUCUCCUACCCCUUCGACACCGUGCGGAGGCGAAUGAUGAUGCAGUCGGGGCGCAAAGGAGCCGACAUCAUGUACAAGGGCACUGUCGACUGCUGGCGGAAGAUCUUGAAGGACGAAGGAGGCAAAGCCUUCUUCAAGGGUGCGUGGUCCAACGUGCUCCGGGGCAUGGGGGGUGCCUUUGUGCUGGUCCUGUACGACGAGCUGAAGAAGGUCAUCUAGGCGUCCGCCUGCCUCAGGAGCCCCGGGCACCGCGUAGAACAUUUAACUCUUAAUGGACCAUUGACCUUUGAGAAAUUCCAGUGUCCUGUCCCGGCCAGCCCCUGAGUGGGGUGGGGAGGGGAGGCUGUGGGACGGGCUCAUUGUGAAAGCGACCAUUGCCUCCCCAAUUCCAUGCAUUGAUUUUGGGGGACGUAUCAUGCCGUCUCCAUGGGUCCACAGCUGAGGCAGCUGCGCUACAGAACCUACAGUCCAGGUGCUGGUGGGACCCAGUGUGUUUAAGUAUUUAUUUAAAGAAAUCAUGUCUCCCGUUUGUACUUAAGCACUAUCCUCUUUUGCACAGCCAAAUAUUUGCAAUUAUGUUCUAUGUCGGGCAUUCUGCUGCAGAAUAAAAACAGGACAGAGUUGU
This is a messenger RNA of Manis pentadactyla (Chinese pangolin), 1897 nucleotides long. RefSeq names its product ADP/ATP translocase 3. Gene Ontology annotation, biological process: mitochondrial ADP transmembrane transport; mitochondrial ATP transmembrane transport. The coding region runs from base 16 to 1491 and encodes 491 amino acids. NCBI's taxonomy places the organism in Eukaryota, Metazoa, Chordata, Mammalia, Pholidota, Manidae. Gene Ontology annotation, molecular function: ATP:ADP antiporter activity. The record is from RefSeq and is a predicted model, not a curated record. Gene Ontology annotation, cellular component: mitochondrial inner membrane. The transcript is spliced from 4 exons.